This is a messenger RNA of Pteronotus mesoamericanus, 4166 nucleotides long. It is a transcript of the gene RAPGEF4, whose product is annotated as Rap guanine nucleotide exchange factor 4. Gene Ontology annotation, cellular component: plasma membrane. Gene Ontology annotation, biological process: positive regulation of GTPase activity; Ras protein signal transduction. Lineage: Eukaryota; Metazoa; Chordata; Mammalia; Chiroptera; Mormoopidae. Bases 97 to 3132 code for a protein of 1011 amino acids. The transcript has 31 exons. Gene Ontology annotation, molecular function: guanyl-nucleotide exchange factor activity. The record is from RefSeq and is a predicted model, not a curated record.
ACGCGGGCUGGGUGGAGCGUCCACACACGAGGGAGGUAGAGUGAGCGCUGAGCGCGGGAGGUCGCUGCAGCCAGGGACGCCGCGCCGCUGCCCAACAUGGUCGCUGCGCACGCUGCCCAUUCUUCCUCCUCGGCCGAAUGGAUCGCCUGCUUGGAUAAAAGACCAUUGGAACGAUCUAGUGAAGAUGUGGACAUAAUUUUCACACGGCUGAAAGAAGUUAAAGCUUUUGAGAAAUUUCACCCAAACCUUCUUCAUCAGAUUUGUUUAUGUGGUUACUAUGAGAAUCUGGAAAAAGGAAUAACAUUAUUUCGUCAAGGUGACAUUGGAACAAACUGGUAUGCUGUCCUGGCAGGGUCUUUGGAUGUUAAAGUAUCUGAGACCAGUAGUCACCAGGAUGCAGUGACCAUCUGUACUCUGGGAAUUGGAACGGCCUUUGGAGAGUCCAUUCUGGACAACACACCCCGCCAUGCGACCAUCGUUACCAGGGAGAGCAGUGAGCUGCUCCGCAUCGAGCAGAAGGACUUCAAGGCUCUAUGGGAGAAAUACCGGCAGUACAUGGCAGGACUUCUGGCUCCUCCUUAUGGUGUUAUGGAAACGGGCUCUAACAAUGACAGGAUUCCUGACAAGGAGAACACACCUCUCAUUGAACCUCACGUUCCUCUUCGUCCUGCUCACACCAUUACCAAGGUCCCUUCAGAAAAGAUCCUCAGAGCUGGAAAAAUUUUACGAAAUGCCAUUCUUUCUCGAGCACCUCACAUGAUAAGAGAUAGAAAAUACCACCUGAAGACAUACAGACAAUGCUGUGUGGGAACUGAGCUGGUGGACUGGAUGCUGCAACAGACCCCGUGUGUUCACUCCCGAACUCAAGCUGUCGGCAUGUGGCAAGUUCUGGUGGAAGACGGUGUCCUCAACCACGUGGACCAGGAGCAUCAUUUCCAGGACAAGUAUUUAUUCUAUCGGUUUCUGGAUGAUGAGCACGAGGAUGCUCCCUUGCCCACAGAGGAGGAGAAGAAAGAGUGUGAGGAGGAGUUCCAGGACACCAUGCUGCUGCUGUCACAGUUGGGCCCCGAUGCCCACAUGAGGAUGAUCCUCCGCAAAUCACCUGGCCAGAGGACUAUGGAUGACCUAGAGAUUAUCUAUGAGGAGCUCCUUCACAUUAAAGCCUUAUCCCAUCUUUCUACCACCGUGAAACGGGAGUUAGCAGGUGUUCUCAUUUUUGAGUCUCAUGCCAAAGGAGGCACUGUCUUGUUUAACCAGGGAGAAGAAGGUACCUCCUGGUACAUUAUUCUAAAAGGAUCAGUGAAUGUAGUCAUUUAUGGCAAGGGUGUGGUCUGCACCCUGCACGAAGGAGAUGAUUUUGGCAAGUUGGCACUAGUGAACGAUGCCCCCAGAGCCGCCUCGAUCGUCUUGCGAGAAGAUAAUUGCCAUUUCUUAAGAGUAGACAAGGAGGACUUCAACCGGAUACUGCGGGACGUUGAGGCGAAUACAGUCAGACUUAAAGAACAUGACCAAGAUGUCUUGGUGCUGGAGAAGGUCCCAGCAGGGAACAGGGCUUCUAAUCAAGGAAACUCACAGCCUCAGCAAAAGUAUACUGUCAUGUCGGGAACACCUGAAAAAAUUUUAGAGCAUUUUCUAGAAACUAUACGCCUUGAGCCAGCUUUAAAUGAAGCAACAGAUUCAGUUUUAAAUGACUUUGUUAUGAUGCACUGUGUUUUUAUGCCAAAUACCCAGCUUUGCCCAGCCCUGGUGGCCCAUUACCAUGCACAGCCUUCACAAGGCACAGAACAGGAGAAAAUGGAUUAUGCCCUCAACAACAAGAGGCGAGUCGUCCGCCUGGUUUUGCAGUGGGCCGCCAUGUAUGGAGACCUCCUGCAAGAGGACGACGUGGCUAUGGCUUUUCUGGAGGAGUUUUAUGUGUCUGUGUCAGAUGACGCCCGGAUGAUUGCAGCCCUCAAGGAGCAACUGCCCGAGUUAGAGAAGAUCGUCAAGCAAAUUUCAGAAGAUGCAAAGAAUCCACAAAAGAAGCACAAAGUUCUUUUGCAACAGUUCAACACAGGCGAUGAGAGAGCCCAGAAGCGCCAGCCUAUCCGUGGCUCUGAUGAAGUUCUGUUUAAGGUCUAUUGCAUGGACCACACCUACACAACCAUUCGGGUGCCAGUGGCCGCCUCGGUGAAGGAAGUCAUCGGCGCAGUUGCGGACAAACUGGGCUCUGGGGAAGGCCUGAUCAUAGUCAAGAUGAGUUCUGGAGGAGAAAAGGUGGUGCUCAAACCUAAUGAUGUUUCAGUAUUUACGACGCUCACCAUUAAUGGACGCCUGUUUGCUUGCCCGCGAGAGCAAUUCGAUUCACUGACUCCCUUGCCAGAACAGGAAGGCCCAACUGUUGGAACAGUGGGAACUUUUGAACUGAUGAGCUCGAAAGAUUUAGCAUACCAGAUGACAAUUUAUGAUUGGGAACUCUUCAACUGUGUGCAUGAGCUGGAGCUAAUCUAUCACACAUUUGGAAGGCAUAAUUUUAAAAAGACCACAGCAAACUUGGAUUUGUUCCUGAGGAGAUUUAAUGAAAUUCAGUUUUGGGUUGCCACUGAGAUUUGCCUUUGUUCCCAGCCCAACAAGCGUGUUCAGCUCUUAAAAAAAUUCAUUAAGAUAGCAGCACACUGUAAGGAGUACAAAAACCUGAAUUCCUUUUUUGCCAUCGUCAUGGGACUAAGCAACGUCGCUGUGAGCCGCUUGGCACUAACGUGGGAGAAACUGCCAAGCAAGUUCAAGAAGUUCUAUGCGGAGUUUGAAAGUUUAAUGGAUCCUUCAAGAAACCACAGGGCCUACAGGCUGACAGUAGCUAAGCUGGAGCCUCCUCUCAUCCCCUUCAUGCCUUUGCUCAUCAAAGAUAUGACAUUUACUCAUGAGGGGAACAAGACGUUCACUGACAAUCUAGUAAACUUUGAAAAAAUGCGCAUGAUUGCAAAUACUGCCAGAACAGUGAGAUACUGCAGAAGCCAACCUUUCAAUCUUGAUGCAGCUCAAGCUAAUAAGAACCAUCAGGAUGUCCGGAGUUAUGUACGGCAAUUAAAUGUGAUUGACAACCAGAGAACUUUAUCACAGUUGUCACACCGUUUAGAGCCUCGUCGACCAUAGACAUUUAAAGUGCCCAGAACGAUGGUUUGCCUUCAGUCCACAAUCUUUCAAAAAUGACAUUUAUGCUUCUACUGACUGUAUUGUCACUAGAAAAUUCUACAAAACAAGCAAAAACACAUUGGGGCUGCAUUCAGCUUACCAGCGUCAUGACAAGAGAAGAAAUUAUUUGUUUGCAUAAAGCUUGCACUCUCUAGCUUAGGAGUCCCCAGUUAGUAGUCACCCAACUUCCUUUCCGAUUGUGCCAUCUUCUUUGCUGAAACAUAAAAUAAGACCCACAUGAAGAGUUUGGUAGAAAUACCAUCGUCAAGAGAAAUAUCAAGGCCCUGACAUUUUUUCUAAGAAUGUUUACAGGGUGAGAUAUGCUACAUAAAAAUGGGAUUUAUUUGAAUACAUCAGUGGUCAUAUAGUUUCAUAAUUUUUAACUUAACAUCUUGAUUUGGAGCAUGAGGUUUUUGGAAGGUGUUGAGUAAUUAGUAUCAAUCCACAUUAUAGGUUGUAUUCUUCCAUCUUUAGAGUCUUACCUCUGAAGGAAUUGAACCUGACCAUAUUAUUAUAAAACAUUAUGACUCUUUAUGUAAUUUAGGGAGGACCAGUCUACAAUUUCUGAAUGAUAUAUAGAAUAAUAUUUAUGUUUACAAUGUAACUUUUUUAAACUAACAAAUCAGGAUUACAUAUACAAGAAUUCCACUAAGAAACUCCAAGGUUCUUAAAAUUGCCAGCAUUAAGAUUAAAAAAAAAAAAUUCAGAUGAGCACAAUAUGCACAGAACAUUUUUCAAAAUUAAAUAUUUUCCUGGGCAUUAAACACCUUUACUAUUGGCUAAUUAUUGUUACUGAUUAAAAAAAAUAUUUUCUGGACUUAAAUUUAUUACAAAUAUCUUAAUUUUCAGCAAUUGUUUUGCACUUUCAGAUAGAGUGUAAAUAGUUCAUUCAAUCAAUGGUAUAGAGUUAUUUAUUUGCUACAUAAUAGAUAUUGUGCCAAAUAAUUACUUUUUAUUUAUUUUAUUUAGUAUGUAAUUUUGGGUACAUUUUUUCC